Molecule: messenger RNA, 1098 nt
Organism: Gryllus bimaculatus (two-spotted cricket)
Lineage: Eukaryota; Metazoa; Arthropoda; Insecta; Orthoptera; Gryllidae
Source: the annotation of a GenBank genome assembly
AUGGGAGUAAGUGACGGAAAGUUCAACUUCGUUGGAAAGCUGUUGGGGCCCAAGGGAAAUUCCUUGAAGAGGUUGCAGGAAGAAACGAUGACGAAGAUGGCAGUUUUGGGCCGUGGAUCUAUGCGGGACAAACAUAAGGAAGAGGAGCUGCGCGCGUCGACGGACCCGAAGUACGCGCACUUCAACGACGACCUGCACGUGGAGAUCACAGCGUUCGCGCCCCCGGCCGAGGCGCACGCACGCAUCGCCUACGCCCUGGCCGAAGUGCGCAAGUUCAUGGUGCCGGACUACAACGACGAGAUCCGCCAGGAGCAGAUGCGCGAGAUGCAGAUCCUGAACACGGCGGGCGCGGGCGCGCUGCCGGCGGACGUGGCGGCGGCCGUCUCGGCCGCGUCCAGCCCGGCGCCCUCGCAGUCGCCCAGUCCGCCCAAGCCCCGGGGGCGGCGCGGGCGGCGGCGGGGCGGCGGAGGCCUGGGGGCGCCGCCUGCGCUCCCGCACGCGCUGCGGCGCCGCCGGGCUGGCGGCGGCGGCGGCGGCCGCGGCGGCGGCGCGGCGGGCGGCGCCGCCCUGGGCUCCCCGCUGGGCAAGGGCGGCGGGGCCGCGGCAGCAUCCUCUCCAUCUUGGCCGGCCGGCCGCGCGCCGCCCACGCCGCGCACGCCGCCGACCCGGGCGCCGCCGCGCGGCCGCCGCCGCCGCGGCCUCGUCGUGUGCGGCUCGUCCCCGAGGAGGAGGGGCCGCCGCGCGCCGCCGGCCGGGCGCCCCGCGCAGCGUGCUACGCGCUCUAACAGGCUAGCGGGCCGCCGCGGCGGCCGCCGCCGGGGGCAACGGAUCUCGCGAGCGCUGGCGCUGGCGCUGGCGCUGGCUGCAGAAGGCCGUGUAAUGCCCGUGCGCGAUGGGCUGGCUACCAAUCUGGCCCAAAUGGCACUUGCAUACGGCCUGCUGGAGAGCUUCGCCAACGGGAAUGGCAUCUUGACAGCAGAUACCAUGGAGGACAUCGCGGCCAGCCAGGAGGCGGGCGCCAACGGCCAGCAAGGUGAGUGCCCUGCCCCGCGCGCGCCCAAGCGCUUCAGCAUUUUAUGUCGUUUCGUUUCUCUGUGA